ACUCCACAAUACACGUACACCGAUCAACAUACACUACAGAGAUACAAUAUUCAAACUGUUGAGCGCAAGUUGCUACAGCUAGGUUCUGGGCUCAACGGGCAUUAGCACCCCUUUACAUCUGCCCAACGUGUCCUAUCGUACCCGGGGCCUUGCAAUGCGCCUUUAUGAGACAGGCUUCGCAAUCUCUAUGGCCAAGAUCAGAUCUGUCGAGCUCGUUUCACUAUUCAGAAUUGAGCCACGCGAACCGGGUCGCCCUUUACUCAUUUACUAACACAUCGCUACCAUUCGGUUCUCUUACAAAAUCAAUUUUCUCAAUAAGAUGCUGGUUCAGCGCCAUCCAUCUUUUCUGCUACUGCUUUCGCGUCUGUUGGGCUAUAUUUCUUUUCAU
Messenger RNA from Serpula lacrymans var. lacrymans S7.9, 388 nucleotides. RefSeq lists its product as uncharacterized. NCBI's taxonomy places the organism in Eukaryota, Fungi, Basidiomycota, Agaricomycetes, Boletales, Serpulaceae. The transcript has 2 exons. The annotation marks the transcript as partial. The record is from RefSeq and is a predicted model, not a curated record.